GAUGAAUCGAAAGCUCUUGAUUGCACUUCCUCCAGCCGUGCGCAUCAGCCAUCGCGGAAUUGCUCACGCUGUUGAGCGAUUGGCUUUACUGGAAAAGGGCGUAUCAGAAGCUGACGAUGGCCAAGUGUUACUCAGCAGAACAAGAGAUCUGAUGAGGCUUUUGAAACGAGAUAGUCAGCACCUUCAAAGUGAGGGAAUUCUGUCACCCCGGGGGGCCAUGGAUCUCCUCACCAAGGUAGUUUCUGAGAGAGUAGACCAGUUAGAACCAAGUGAAUGCUGCGAGCUGCUGUACUUCCUCGCGGAGGGACGGCGUUGGACGGUAUGCGACAAGGGGACUAUUGAUGGUCUUUUGAAAAGGGCCUUAGCGAGAGAACGUAUAUCCCCGAGAGACUUGUCGAUUGCACUUCAUGUGAGUACAGUCCUUGAGCUCGAGGGCGACAAACGGACGAGGAAGGCGAUCACAGCAGCCAUUACCAAGCUGGACUUCACCGAAUCUACGUUCAAGGACAUCGCCCGAUUAGCUGUGGUCCUGGGUGCAUGUACAACGCGGAAUUUCAUAUCAGAGAGCCUCAUUGAGCACUUGUCGGAGGCCUUAUCGGCCUACUACCCCAAGCAGGAUCUUACUGCUGAGUUGCUGAUACUGGCGAGCAGCGCUCUGGUCAGUCUGUGCCGUGCCCUUCCUCGGGAAGCAUCUGUGAAAGGCCGAGGCGAGUUACUGGACAAGCUACUCGCGCAUCAGAGUGAUUGGAGCUCGAUCGCAGUGUGUGACGUUGUAUAUAGUGCCUACGUACUUGGGAGGCCCCUACAGGACGUGGCUCUUAUAGAGAAGAUGCUCGACACCUUUGACCCGGCACAGGUCAACUCAUCUGACCGUCUGUGCCGGCUUCUGGCUUCUAUACCCGCGACUGAGUUACCCUUCGUCGCACAGUGCUCGUUACCGUAUAUAAACAUCAGUCACCUGUCGAGGAGCAAUGCAUUGAAGGUUGCCUAUGGCCUAUCAGCGCAUGCGAGCGCCUUCACUGAGACCAUAAAGGACGUGUGCGGCCGACUCGUUGACCUUGCCAAUACCAUGAACCAUCGCCACGCUUGGGAGUGCAUGGCUCUGUGCAAACGUAUCCAACAUGAUGCCCUGCUUGAAGCAGCUUGUCGAGUAUUGCUAGCCGGAAAGAAGGCAUUCAAAGCAGCCGAGAGGGGCUUGUGUGAUGAGGUUUACAACGAGGUCAAGACGAGGCUCGGCGAAGUUCCUGCAGUCCUCGAAGACUUACAUGAGAGGGUUCAUGAUGUUGCUGGAGUAGAUGCUAAGAUUGAUUCGAAACAGACCCAGCCAGGCCGUCAAUUCAGUAGUCAGGCGAUAGAGGAUGAUGAUGACGAUGAUGAGACUUCCCUGUUUCAUGAUCGUGAACUGAAGUGCCUACGUGCAUCGGCCAGGCGGAAUGAAGUUGCCGGAGGGGACGCCUCAUCAGGAGAGACAGGCAAUAUCUACGAGAGUUUCUGCCGAUCGAAGCUUCUAACGAUGCUCGAGAAGAUGGAGGCCGGGCACGACCCAGUAGAAGAAGCGCAUGCUUUGCUGAAGCGUCAUCGAGAUGGCAGGAAGGAGGCGCGGAGGAACGCGGAUGAAGGACCGCAAGUAACGGGAAAGUCUCGGAAAAAACGGAAGCCAAGAAAUGAGCGAGAAAAACGAAGACUCGCGAUGUUCAAGAUGGGAAAUUACCAGCCUUUUAUUUUUGCUAAGCAACAGGCAAGAAAGAAUCGUCUGUGGCCUUAG
Perkinsus marinus ATCC 50983 is the source of this 1765-nucleotide messenger RNA. RefSeq lists its product as hypothetical. The coding region runs from base 2 to 1765 and encodes 587 amino acids. The transcript has 6 exons. The record is from RefSeq and is a predicted model, not a curated record. Lineage: Eukaryota; Perkinsozoa; Perkinsida; Perkinsidae.